UCUUCCGCCGCUGGUUCGAGUCCAGCGCGGGGUUAGCAUUAGCAUAGUUAGCCUCUGUCCCACACACGUGAAUAAACGAAGAAUUAAAGGGAUUAAAACAAGAAAACUACAAAAACGGCAAACAAAAAUGACUACGGAGCCUCUCGAACACUUCCGUACUUUCAUCACGGAGAGUUUUACCGCCGUAGCUGUCAAUAUUUUUAGCGAAGUGCAAAAUCUGGUGCAAUGUUACGAGGAUGAAAACAAACGACUGCAGAGUCUGCUCAAGUCAGUGCUGCAACCGCAAGUGCAUCUCUGUAGGAUCGGUACGGAGCUAAGAAAUACGCAAUCAUGUGGUUAUAUCGGAUCAGACAGGAUUAAAGGUUGCAAAUCGUUUUAAAGCUAUAUAUAUCUUUUUUUUUAAGUUAGUUAAAAAUAGCAUAUAUUAUUUACUUUGUAUUUGGUUGAUCUACUACUCCACACAGCACCUAUAUACGCAUACUGUUUGGAUACACGAUGAGAAACAGGAAUUAACAUGUUACUUAAUCCAAUUUAAAUUUAAUUACAUUGUUAUACCAUCUGUAGUAACUUCCAUUAUUUUGUACUUUCUAAUGAAAUCAGCGAAGCCAGCUGAAUUUACUUGAGAGACUAUAUUUACUUCAAACUACAAACCAUCAAGUCUUUGCCAAUGGGACAUCCCUGGUUUGGGGUGGUUGAAAAUAAUACAGUUGUGAAACGAGUGCGUAAUUAAAGAACAUUGUUGCACUGAGCCCAUUCACAAUUAAUCUGUGAGUCAGUAUAGUCACAUCUUCUUUGUGUUUUGGUCAUUUUUAAGCGUUUUUUUCUGUAGUUUACUGAAACAAAUGGCAGUCUGUGCCACUCUUAACUGUUGGUAGGAAUCAAAUUGGUCAAAAAUAAGGACACCUGGGACAAUGGGACAAAUCAGUGGUUUUGUAUAAAUCUGCUGGGACACGGGACACAGGGCUCAAAACUGGGACUGUCCCAGGUAAAUAGGGAUGUCUGGUCACCCUACUCUACUUACUACCAAGUCAUUAACUUUUUUUUGGAACUAAACUGGAUUUAUCAGCAGGCUUUGCACACUUCUAAUUUGUGCGGUCUGUGCAGGCCCUGUGUUUUAGAUGUGGGUUCCAGUUACCCAGCCCUCAGAGAGUGCGCUCCUGGAGCUCAGAGCAGAGCUGUGUUCUCUGACACCGGUUUGAUGGAGCUCAAAGAGGAGCAGACGGAGUGUGUGAUCAGCGAUGACGUCAUGGACCAGGUCAAAACCGAGCCAGAGACCAUCUGCAUCUUGAACUCGCACAGUACUUUAGAGCUGAGUGACACUCCCUGCUCUUCGGCCGCAGUUUCAGCUUCAACGUCAGUGAUCGAAGACGACAACAUUGAAAAUGGAGAGGGGGAGGGAGGAAAUGGUGAAGAUGAAGAGGAGGAAGAGAUAGAAGAGGAGGUCAAUGAAAACAGAGAGGAUCAAGAGCCAAGUACAUCCCAAGAGACAGAGCCUUCGCCACAGAAAACUCUGCUGGAAUGUCCAAGGUUCAAGAAGCCGGACAACACUUUUCUCCCCACUCCCAGUGAAUACAAGGCUUUUAUCUCUCGCCAGACUGAACUCUAUAAAGACAUGCCAGCAGAACAGCGCCCCCUAAUCACGCUCAUGGGGCUAGACGAGGACGUGGAGUUUGUGGAGUGUGCCCUGGGUGAAGUCCCUAAAGGAUGCCCCCUCUCCUACCAUCACCCUCUGCCCUCUAAGAAAGACUUCAAACCACUAGACAAUACUCCUCCACAACCUCGACUCCCCCUGCAGAGCCACACGGUCCCAUCAUCCACCAUUCCCCCUCUACUGGAAAACCAACUGGGAAUCAUCAACAGCAUGGCCCUAACAUGGGAGGCUGCUUAUACACUGGAACAAUCUACUCGCCAAGACAAAGCAGUCACCAGCAGUGUUAAGAAUGGACGACUGUUCGACUGUUUUAAAGACUUAUUUUCAAUUAAAGAUGCAGAAGGUAGCGCAGAAAAACUAGUGGCUAAGCUAAAACGCGGUAAACGCCGGUGUAAGCAAGCGACUAUUGAAAAGGAGCUACGGAUGGAAGCUGUGCGUGAAUAUUGUCAGCUCAUUUGUGUAAACUGGUAUCCGUGUGGGGUUGUAGUGCAUCCAGGCGCUCCCUGGAUCGCGGCGCAUCCACACGGCUUGGUGUAUGAUCCCAAUGAGGAAAUCUCCUUUGGGAUUUUACAUGUGAAGUGUGAGCAUUUGCGCAGCUUCACUGAGAGUACAUAUAUGGUGUGUAAAGAGGGUACGCCUCGGCUAAACCCCUGGACUCCCACUUAUUGGCACAUUCAGGGGGAGCUGAUGGUGACGGGGACUGCGUGGUGUGACCUCCUCCUGUUCUGUGGAGAGGACAUGUUGAUUCAGAGAGUUUACAGAGACGAAGCGCUGAUCAACACACUCAAACACAAAAUGGACGCCUUCUUUUUCAAACACUACCUGCCCAACCUGUAUCAGAACCUGGACCAGGACUAAAACCAGGAUUGAAACCAGGGCGAAAACCAAGACAAAAAACUGGAAAACUAAGGCUGAAACAAGGACAAAAAAUAAAACUCAAACCUGGACUGAACCUGGACUGAACUAGGAUUUCCUUCUCAUUUCCUCCACAUUUGAAUGACCGGAACAAAACUGAGUUUGACUAGGACUAAAUCAGAUCUAAAACAGGAAUUUCUUAGAUUCUUCAAUUUCAAAACUCAACUAGGACUAAACCUAGACUAAAAGUAAAAAUCAGGACUGGACCCAACCAAAAUCUUUAUGGUCUUUGAUGAUACUCAACACUAAACCAGGACUAAGGAUUAGGGCAGGAUUACAUCUCUUCCAUUCUGUCCAUUAUCAUGUUCUGAACUGAAUCAGGUUAAAAACUGAAUUAAACAAAGUCUACAAAUGUCUGACUAUGGACUAAACCAGGAUCGGUUGUGAAUCAGCACUAAACCUGGACAUUUGUUUUUUAGUUCCUACUAAAGUGAUUCAGUGAUAUUUUUAAAUAGCACAAACUCUGUGCAAUGUAAAUGUUUUCUCUGAAUUCAUUUCUCUGAAGUCAUGUCUCUGACAGUUGUAGUGUGAUUUCAGUGUUAUUGUCUUUUCUGUUUAACCCCUGUAGAGGGCGCUGUCUCUCCUCAGCUGGACAGCCACAUGUUUCUCUGGUUGCCAAAUUAUACUUGUUUGCCUCACUUUGGACCAAAACUAACUAAAACGGCAGGGCACUGAUUAUGGUAAAAUCCUUCAAGUAAUUCAGUCAACCUUUGUACAAAGUAAAUGUAUGUACAUUGUAAGUUCAUAAUAAAGCUCUAUUUUUUUA
Messenger RNA from Boleophthalmus pectinirostris (great blue-spotted mudskipper), 3332 nucleotides. RefSeq lists its product as uncharacterized. Bases 1199 to 2509 code for a protein of 436 amino acids. The record is from RefSeq and is a predicted model, not a curated record. NCBI's taxonomy places the organism in Eukaryota, Metazoa, Chordata, Actinopteri, Gobiiformes, Gobiidae. The transcript is spliced from 5 exons.